GUGCGCCCGCCUUCUGCUGCGCCACGGGGCCCCGGUGAAUUGCGCGUCGGAGGAGGAAGGCGACACGCCGCUCCACGUGGCGGCUCGGCUGGGCUUGCCCGAGCACUUGCGCCUCUUCCUGAGCCACGGCGCCGACCUGGAGGCCCGGAACGCCGAAGGGGAGACCCCGCUGCUAGCCGCCUGCGCCCUGCCGCACUCCGCGCAGGCGGCGGAGCCUUACUACGAGGUGUGCAAGGAACUGGUGGAAGCCGGCGCCCGGGUGAACGCCGCCGACCGCGACCUCCAGCGCCCGCUGCACCAGGCCUGCAAGCAGGCCAACCCACGCGUGGUGGCGCUGCUCCUGGCCCACGGCGCCCACGUCAACGUCAUGAGCUACAGCGGCAACACGGCGCUCCACAACGCCCUCCAGGGGGCGCCCUACCGCCUGGAGCACCGGCCGGAGCUGGCCGUGCGCCACCUGCUCAACCACGGCGCCGUGCGCGUCUGGCCCGGGGCGCUACUCAAGGUGCUGCGCCACUGCUGCGCGUCCCCUCGGGCGCUGGAAGCCCUGCUCAACUGCUACGCGCGAGUCCCCGUCACCGAGGCCUGGGAGGAGGCGGUCCCGGAAGAGCUGGCGCAGCGGCACCCGCGCUUCUUCCGCUCCCUCUUCGCCCUCGGCCGGGGCCCGCGCAGCUUGCAACACCUGGCCAGGUGCGCGCUUCGCACCUGCCUGGAAGAAGAAGGCCGCCUCCUCGGGGCCCUGCCUCACCUGCGGCUUCCCCCCGCCUUACACGACUUCGUCCUGCUCCGCUUCGAGGACGUCAUGUACUAG
Molecule: messenger RNA, 811 nt
Organism: Notechis scutatus (mainland tiger snake)
Lineage: Eukaryota; Metazoa; Chordata; Lepidosauria; Squamata; Elapidae
Source: RefSeq, a predicted model, not a curated record